Humulus lupulus (European hop) is the source of this 1001-nucleotide messenger RNA. Its product is annotated as ethylene-responsive transcription factor 3-like. The transcript has a single exon. NCBI's taxonomy places the organism in Eukaryota, Viridiplantae, Streptophyta, Magnoliopsida, Rosales, Cannabaceae. Gene Ontology annotation, molecular function: DNA binding; DNA-binding transcription factor activity. Bases 270 to 938 code for a protein of 222 amino acids. Gene Ontology annotation, biological process: regulation of DNA-templated transcription. The record is from RefSeq and is a predicted model, not a curated record.
CAAAAAGGGAGAAAAUCAAGCGAUGAAUCCGGGUUUUCUUUUUCUCGAGAAAGAAAAUGAAAGAAAGAGAAACAAAAUCAGAUCGGCAAAUCACAGAGUGGUAGAGAUAGAGAGAGAAACCACCAAUUCUUAUAGACAGGAAGCUUAGCUAACAUGAAGAGCCAAUAACAAAGCAAGCGUUUUUAUAUUGAAACCCCUAAAUAUUUUCUCACUUCCAUCUUAUCUCUACCUCCUCCGAUUCCGAUCCGAUUCCAAAUCCGGCCAACCCCAUGCGGCGAGGAGGAGGAGGAGGAGGAGGAGGCAAAGGCACAGAUCCACUAUUAUCAGCCUCAGUGAGACCGCGAAUCCAGAAGCGUCCGGAAUCGAAAUUACCGGUCCAAGAAAUCAGAUUCAGAGGGGUCCGGAAGCGUCCCUGGGGCCGAUUCGCUGCCGAGAUCAGAGAUCCUUGGAAGAAAGCCCGGGUCUGGCUGGGCACCUUUGACUCGGCCGAGGAGGCGGCUCGAGCCUACGACGUCGCAGCUAUCUCUUUGCGUGGGCCCAAGGCGAAGACCAACUUCCCUUCGCCUCACUCCGGCCCAAUCUACCACCCUGAUUUCCACGACGAGAGGGUUUCGUCUAAGAUCGACGUUAUUCAGGCGAGUCGGCCCACUUCCAGCAGCCUUAGCAGCACCGUCGAGUCGUUUAGUGGGCCUAGGGUCUCGGGCCACCACGGUCAACAGCAGAAGAUGCCUCGGCAACGGCCCGUUCAGCCUCUGGGCCAACCCGAUGAGUGCCACAGCGACUGCGACUCCUCGUCGUCGGUAGUCGACGACAACGGAGACGAUUGUGUGCUCAUGUCAUCAUUCCGUACCAUCUUGCCAUUCGAUUUGAACCUUCCGCCUCCAAUGGACGGUCCUGAUUUUUGUGAUGAUUUACAUGCCACCGUUUUGUCUCUCUGAUAUAUAUUGCCUGUGAUUUAUAAGAUAUAAAGAAAGAAAGAAAAAAAAAUUGUCCCUUUUUCA